Molecule: messenger RNA, 6324 nt
Organism: Ectocarpus sp. CCAP 1310/34
Lineage: Eukaryota; Phaeophyceae; Ectocarpales; Ectocarpaceae
Source: the annotation of a GenBank genome assembly
AUGACCUCUGGGACCAGCAACUAUUCGACGCCCGCUCCCACAGCGACGGGAACCUUUACAACGCCUACUCCGACAGCGAUCGGAACCUUCACAACGCCUGAUCCGACAGCGAUCGGAAACUUUACUACGCCUGCUCCGACAGCGAUCGGAACCUUCACAACUCCUGAUCCGACAGCGAUCGGAAACUCUACUACGCCUGCUCCGACAGCGAUCGGAACCUUCACAACGCCUGAUCCGUCAGCGAUCGGAAACGUUACUACGCCUGCUCCGACAGCGAUCGGAAACUUCACAAUCACAACGCCUGCUCCGACAGCGAUCGGAACCUUCACAACGCCUGAUCCAACAGCGAUCGGAAACUUUACUACGCCUGCUCCGACAGCGAUCGGAACCUUCACAACUCCUGAUCCGACAGCGAUCGGAAACUCUACUACGCCUGCUCCGACAGCGAUCGGAACCUUCACAACGCCUGAUCCGUCAGCGAUCGGAAACGUUACUACGCCUGCUCCGACAGCGAUCGGAAACUUCACAAUCACAACGCCUGCUCCGACAGCGAUCGGAACCUUCACAACGCCUGAUCCAACAGCGAUCGGAAACUUUACUACGCCUGCUCCGACAGCGAUCGGAACCUUCACAACGCCUGAUCCGACAGCGAUCGGAAACUCUACUACGCCUGCUCCCACAUUAGCGGGAAAUUUUUCAACGCCCUCGCCAACGGUGGUAGGCAAUUUUUCAGCAGGAAAUUCAACAACAGGAAACUUCACGUCAGGCAACGUUUCGAUGGGGGGAGACGAAGCAAUGGGUGUAGUAUCCGUCAGUAUUGCCGGCUCGGCGACGCUUGUUCAGACACCUGCUCCUGCGGGACAGGCACCGGAAUCGGAAUCGGGAAGAUCGAAGUAUACACCGAGGAGCGUAGCCCUGGUGCCCAAGCAAACAUUGUUCAAUGUGUCUAAGGCGGGUGCCGGUGUUCUCAUCGUGAUGAGUUCCACCUUCUUAUGGAUUGGUGAUCUGCAGGACCCCACCAAAAUGCUGAAUAUCACGGGCUGUCUCUUUUCGGAGAACACUAUCGAUGGGGGAGAUGAAGGAACUGGGGAAGAUGGAGAAGUGUUCGGGGGCACCGUGGUGGCAAAAUGGGGAGUGGUGACUAUCGACGAUACCAUGUUCUACAACAAUAAAGGUCUUCUGGUCGAGGGGGCCAACCUCACGGUUACAAACACGCAGUUUAACUACAACACCGCCUCUCAGUACGGGGGAGGGAUACUGCAAGUGGAGGCCGGUUUUAUGGACAUUCAGAAUUCGAUCUUUGACGGCAACGUCGCUGACUACGGCGGUGGGGCACUGGCCGUUGCCACGGCAUCUCGAGCAGAUAGGUACAACCUGGACAAUUGUCUGUUCAUCUUCAACGUCGCCGGCAAUGACGGGGGUGGAGUUCUGUACCUCCUGAGUAUGGAAUCGAGUGAUCUCACCGGCAUUGUCACUUUCACCAGGUCGGAUGAGGCUGCCAGUAUCCAGGUGACCUUGCACUACAACGCCAGCGUGGUUCCCUCCGACGUCAUUUCCACGCUGGCUAACAAGGUUGCUUUGUCGACCUCACCUGAAUCCCUUAAUGCCGAGUCGUCCGUCGCAAUAUCGCCUCCGGAGAACCCCCCUAAGCCACAGCUCGUGCCGGAAGUGUGGUACACGGCGUUGGCGCAUUGCAAGGACCUAGUGUUGGACGUGAGCGCCAGCACUGGAGGCGGCGGACGGGUGAUGGAAUCUUAUCAGUGGGAAUUGUAUGACUGGGCCGUGGAACAAGAGUCGGAUGCACCCUCUGCGGAGUUUGACUACGCCGAAGAAGCCUCGGCGGCAGGAGGGUCGAGCAAGCUUACCAUCCCCGGCGCUGGUCGCAAAUCAGAGAAUGAGCUGACCUGGUAUUUCAACAUCACGGCCACCAACUGGCUUGGAGGCAUUGGGUGGACGUCGGUUGAGGUGGUGCUACGCGCCGCCAGUCUAGCCAUCGUCGCUUACGCGGAGGUGGAGAAUUGCGUUACCAACAAGACGAGUGGGCUAACGUACGAGUGGAGCGAGCUGAGGACCGGCGAGACAGCUGCAGCAUCACCGACCAUAACGUGCGGCAUGCCCUUCUUUGUGGUGCUGUCGUUCUUAACUGCCCAGGAUCCGAGUAUGUUCAAGCUUCCGUCACAUUCAUUGGAGAUCGGGGUGGAGUAUGAAUUUCGCGUCGACGUGACGGACAGCGUGGGCUACUCGUCGUUUGCUACCCAGGUCGUCACUGUGGAAAGCUCAUCGCUCAUCGCAGCCGUCGCCGGAGGGAAUAGCACCGUCAGUGCGGGCAUUGACCUUGUCCUGGACAUGACUGCAACCAUCGAUCCAGACGAGGUGAACGCGGACACCGUGGUCGCCAUCGAAGCAAAAAUUACUCUGUCGGAGGACUCCAGUGCCAUCGCGGAGUGGACGUUGACGGACGGUGUUCUCAACGACUUCGACGAACUCAGGCUCGCAGCCUCUUCCAGCCUCGAGUACGCGGGCUAUGGUUCGAACUCCACGCUGAUUGCAUCCGUGUAUGCGCUGGACGCGCUCGGUGCUGCUUCUCGGGCCACGUUUGGCGUAACCGUGUCGGCCUACGAAGGCGGCAUUGAGGAGCUGAGCGCCUUGGUAGAGGCAGUCGCCACGGAGGCCUUGGCUGCGGGUGAUACCGACACCGUAAUGCAGGUUCUUGACGUGGCCAGCUCAAGCCUCAACGCCGCCAAUUGUACAGUCGCCCCAGACUGCGCAGCUUUGAACCGCGACGAUUGCGGUACAGACGGUCUUCGUGAGGAAAACACCUGCGGGGAGUGCGUCUCGGGAUUUGUUGGCGUCGUGGGGCCGCACAACUCGCUGUGUGUAGACACAACAGCAUUCGACGCUUCAUGCUCAGAUGGCGAAAAGAACGGCGAUGAGACAGACGUAGACUGCGGUGGUCCGUCCUGCUCCCCCUGCCCCUCGGGCUCGACGUGCUUGGUCGGCACCGACUGCUCCUACAACAACUGUCCCGAACCAGCAUCCACGACCUCCGAUCCGAUAUGUGUUCCUCCGGCCAAGGCCUGCCCCAACGACUGCGGCGGGACAGUCCGCGGUACCUGCGAGUACGUGUCCUCCACGUCGGGAGCCGCGCUGAACGCUGCAGACUGCCUCGCAGAUACCCCGACUUCCACCUGUCGCGCAACUUGCAACUGUUUCGACGGCUACGGAGGAGACGGUUGUCAGUAUUCUGACUCUGAGUUGGAGGCCGCAGUUGAGACCCGGGAGCAGUCGCUGCUAUACAUACAGGAAUCGGCGGAGAGGUUGGAUAUCAGUCGGGAUACCAUCUCCAGACAAGCAGUGCUGCUUUCCAAGCUGUCAGUGAUACCCCAAGAAAUGAAGGCUUCGUCGGCGACGCUAGUUCUAGAUUUGGCGACAGAGACGACACACAUGGCUGACGAAAGCGGGGAAGGUGUGGCGAGCACGGCCGCCUUUGCGGUGGUGGAAAUUAUUGGGCAGGUUACGCUGGCAUCGUCUUUCCUCGAGGAGGAAAGCAACAUGGAAGGGCUAUCGGACGUAGUGGGGAGCCUGAUUUCAUCUCAAGUGGCAGGGAAAGUGGUCGGCGAGGUGGCUGAUGAGGUUUCGAGCGACUAUUUCAGGCUUUCGACUGGCAUUUACGAUGCUGCCACCGUCGGGGAGAUAUCGCCACCGUUGACAGCUGACGACGAGAGCGUCGGUAGGUCAGUUUCAUCCAUCGGCCUGCCUGGCGACGUCGGGGACGCGUUUUCGGACGUGUCGAGUAUGUCCUUAGCAGUGGCCGAGUGGAUCAUUGACCCCAGACAGGGAUCGGAAGAGUCUUCGUCUGCCGAAAACUGCCAGGUUGACUUCGCGUCUACCUUCCUCGACACGGCGGGGGAGUUCAUCUCGAUCUGGGACGAGGCGACGACUCUCACUUGGACGGAAGUGCAAUCAGCGGCACCGAUUUUCGCCACCAUGGGAGGGAUUCUCGCUCUGGCGGUAAUCAGUGCGGGGUUCGGGUGGCGACUUGAUCAAAAGGAUAGGGGACGCCCGGCAGGCUGCGGAGCUUGGCUCGCAUCGCUGGCAUGCUGGUCGAAGGCACCUCCGCCUACCACUGAUAAUCAGGGCAAGGCGCUCAACGAGAGACGGGCAUCUACUCUUCGCGUGCCGAAACGGGGAAUGACGCGCGACGAAUGUCUCAAGAGUUUGGCGGCUGCGGUACGAGGGGACAACAAGGACAACGUCGACGCCACGGCCCCCCACCACCUAGGGGAGAGACGCGUCAGAAAAAGCUUAAAGCUGCUCAUCAUGAUCCACCAUGACUUCGUGUCGGUGUUCUACUGCUUCUACGAGUGGUUCACAAGGCCUCAAAGGGUAGCUCUGCUGCUCUGCUCAGUCGUUACGCUUAUGGCCACUGAGGCUACGGUUUUCGCCUCAAUCAUGUUCAAGGACGAUGGAACCUGCGGGGCGUUCGAAAACCUAGCAGAUUGCGCGGCGUCGAGCACGGCGAACGUCAACGUCGCAGGUGUGGGUUCGUCUUGCGCGUGGGACGAGGGCUCCAGGACCUGCUACCUUCCCGAGCCGGAAGAGGACAUGGAGACCUCUCUCGUCAUUUCGACAAUCUCGCUGAUACUGGCGCUGCCGCUUGAACUGUUUCUCGUGGCCGUGUUUGCGGCUUUCCUCGUCAGACCGACCAAGACGAAUGGCGAUCGGGCUGGAACUGGGGACAUGGAGGCCGAAAGGUGGGAGUUGCGGGAGGAGCUGGUAGCAGUGACUCUCUUGGGGGCAAGGCUCACCAUCGAGGUUGACCUAGCGAGAGCUGCGGAACACCGGCGGGAGGGCAAGAUGACACGUUUUUGGAGGAGUCUCUGCUGCGGGUGCGGAUUUUGCGGGGACGGUGCAAAACGCGAAGCUCGCCUGCAAAAAAAGGUUAAGAGGUCUCUGGGAGCCGCGAUUACCCUGGAGAAAAAAAUCGCGCAGACGGGCGACGUGGAUUCGAAGGAAGCACUCUUGUUCGAGCAAGCGGAGGCGGACUCUCUUAACUACCUCGAGAGGCAGGUAUUCUUCAACAGCCGCAUCCUUAACUACGGCGAAGAAGACUCUCAGUCCGGCGUGCCGUUGUGCAUCAAGUGUCUCGCCUGGCUGUUCAUCGUCAUGUACGCGGUGGGGCUAUCCUUCUACGUGUGUCUUUUUGCCGUCAAGGCCGGGCGCGCAACCUCCGUUCAGUGGAUGAUUUCCUUCUGGGUUGCGUUUGCCGAGGUUGCACGACGCCACCCGAACAUGGAGGUGUCGGGUCUAAUCCUUCAAGGGCGUAUUCCCAAUGGCAACGAAUUCGAGAAGUUCAUCCCGCUCUUCACCGCACGAUCGCGCUGGUACACGUGCAUGACGGGUUUGGUGUUCACCGUUCUGGCCAUCAUCAUGCUCCUGCCGGAUACCCUCCAGGCAAUGAUGAAGAAGGAGAAAAAGCUGCGGAAAGCGCGCGUCACCCAAGGCGGAUACUCUAGUGGAAACGGAACGUUCAGCGGAGUCAACGUAUUGGCCCGAGGCAGGACCGCGGGGGGUCGGACGCCAAACUUCAACACACCCUCUCCAGGCUUGAACAUUGUCGCCGGGAACGCCGGCUUCCAAUCAGACCAGCGAAGUCCCACCAUGAACACAGCGUCUCUCGCGCGAUGGGUCAGCGCUGUCAAGCCAGGUUCUGUCCAACGCCCUCAAGUCGAUCAGCAGACAAAAUCGCCGCCACGCCCUCCCCGCGCCAACCACGGCAGGACAAACUCGUUAGCGUCCAUUGGGAUGAUUUCGGAAGCCGGAUCGCGAUGGGACCACCACGGCCGCCUUGACUCCUGCGCGGCGUCCGCUUGGGGCGAAGUUCACGUUAGCGACGUGGAGUCCUCCGUAAAUGAGGGCGGUGGCAACGGCGACGAUGAAUCUUCCGUGGGGACGGGACCCCGGCUCCACGGCCGCGACCAUUCCGGGGGUAGUUGGAACUUGCAGCAAAAUGAAUGGGACGGCCUAGGGAACACGUUGAGCUUGCAGAAUAGCGUCGAUCUAGGCACCACAGCUUCCUUCACUUUCUUCGAUGAUCUUGGGGACCCUUCCCACCGAGCCAAUGUCCACUCCAGAAGCCUCCGCGGAAACUCCUACGAAGACGAUGAAGAAAGCAAAUCGCCUGAACGAUCUCCGGGAUCCAUCGCCGUAGUCAGGGCGGCGGGGCGAACUUCUUCAUCAUCGCGGUUCGACGACUCGAGGCGGCAGGUCCAGGCGGCGGCGCAUGGGGACUGUGAUGGGGAUGCGUCUCCGAAGUCAAAUUAG